AAAAAUUGGGUAGAGUUUGGACCACAUGACAAAAAACUUCCAACCAACAAGGAUCACAGACACGGCGCGCCGAUCGGAAAUGGACGCUUUGCUCGAAGAAUGGGGCCUUGAAUCGUUGAAAGAAACGUUUAAUGAAAAUGGAGUUGACAUGGAAGCAGUUGAGCUACUGAAUGAAAAUGAUAUAGCAGUGCUGAUACCAAAAAUAGGGUUACGGGUCAAAUUCAUAGAGAAGUGGAAGAAAAAAUUUAAACAAGUCAUACCGGAAGUUAUUCCAUUAUCUACAGAAGUGCUCCAACAACUGUUUUCUGAGGAAGAAAGUAUUGAAGAUAGUUAUGCAUCGCAAUCCACUGCUCAAUAUUCAGACCUAGAUGAGGCUGCUACUUUUAAUCACAUUCAGCCACCUACUGUGUCAGAUAGUGAAUCACCCUCACAUUCACCCUUCUCACCGCCACCACUAAAGAGACAAAAGACGGUAUUAUUUGAUGUCAAGGAUAUACUUUCUAAAACUCCAGAAGGUAGAAAUGUCGCGAAAACCAUAGAAGAAACUGGCUUUCUAACAAAGAAACCCAGACUACAAUUGGUAAAGAUAUUGGUUGGAGCCUUAGUAUCACAGCAUGGCAAAAAUGCUGGUGCAUUUGAGAAAAAUGCUCUUGCCCAAAGCUUAAUAACAUGCUUUCCUUGCCUGAAAGAUCCACAAGGAAUCACAGGAUAUGAAGCAUUUUACUGUAAGGGUGCACAUGGACGUCCAGCAACAGGGUACCUGGAGGAACACCUGAGGUAUAUCCGGAAGCGUAUGCUGAAAAGCUCUACAGAAGAAGAUAAAGUGGCAUCAAAUGAUCCUAAGCAGUCACUGUCAGUUGAAAGUGUUGAAGUUACAGAUGAUAUUAUUAUGAAGGUACAAUGGUUGAAAGAUAACUUAGAACCAAAAAAUCAGGUACAGCAGUUCAUGGCGACCACUUUCAACUACCGAAUAGAAUGGAUAAAAGAUAAACAGCGAUCCGUUUCAGAUAUACUGAAAGAAUUCCCAAGACUUCUGGAUAACGAUAUGAUUGACCAGGACUUUAGAUCUUCAUAUCCUGAAGCUGCUGAUCGAAUGUAUGAGAAAUGGAAUGCCAUGGUUGAUCCGAUUUGUGAGUACGGAAUCAGGAUGUGCCCACUUUGGAAGGAAAUACUUGGCUUGUCAGAUAGCACAGACUUAGUGUCUUUGACAACAGAUGAGAAGUCUGUUCUGGCACUCUAUCUGAUCCCCUUAAUUUUUGAAAAUUCAGUCAAGAAAUCUGCAGCCGGGUCAAAGAUAGCAAGCACAUUGUCAUCUUUCAUUGAUUCACAACGACAAAUAAUUAAUGUUCAAGCGUACGUGAUCAAUCCAGAAACCCACCGACAACCAUUCAUAUUGGCACUUGGAGACAAAUUACUUCCAUCAGACCAGUUCGUAAUAAUCGAAAAUAAGGUCAUUCAGCAGCCAUCUCUUUUUAAAGCGGUGGAUGUGUGUUAUAAGUUGCACUAUGUUUUGGAUUGUAAAUACCAGGAAAAAUGCAGAUGGGUAUGGAAGUUCUUCGAAAGUUGUGUCUACAGCCAAUCAAAGGAAAAAAGAGAGAGUGCAUCCUUGAGAGCCAUGAGGGCAUAUUUGAAGUUUAAAAAUGUUCUGUAGGUAAAUGUUCCAUGUAAAAUAACCUCAGAAAAACGUUUAAAAAAACGGUAAAAAUAUUUCAAUAAAAAGUUGGAGAAAUAAUUCUAAGUGUCGUCUAAUAUUAUUAAUGUCGAAAUGCCUAAUAACAUCCAUCCACAUGUACAUACAUUUUCACCAAUAAAUUGGCAAAGGCAACCAUUAAAAGGCAACUGAUUAACCAAUAGAUGGUAAUUAA
Anneissia japonica is the source of this 1865-nucleotide messenger RNA. RefSeq lists its product as uncharacterized. The record is from RefSeq and is a predicted model, not a curated record. Lineage: Eukaryota; Metazoa; Echinodermata; Crinoidea; Comatulida; Comatulidae. The transcript has 10 exons. The coding region runs from base 26 to 1651 and encodes 541 amino acids.